Molecule: messenger RNA, 1011 nt
Organism: Pyrus x bretschneideri (Chinese white pear)
Lineage: Eukaryota; Viridiplantae; Streptophyta; Magnoliopsida; Rosales; Rosaceae
Exons: 5
Coding region: 83-904 (273 amino acids)
Source: RefSeq, a predicted model, not a curated record
GAGGUUUUCCAUUUUUUUGGUUAAGUUAUUCACGUGGACAGGAAGACGGCGAGGUCGAGAGACGCCGAGAAAGUCGGAGACAAUGUUGCUGCUGCAGCCUUGGAGCGUUUCGAGCUCCACAGCGCUUCACAAUUCUCUGGCUUUUUCCCACUCGGAAACCCAGCACAAAGCCAUUUAUAAGCGACGCCGUUCAGCAGCACCCUUUUGCCUCAGAGCUCAGUUGCUAGACGGAAUCGAUCAGCUCGCGCAUAACAAGGUUUUGAUUGCGGCUGGAAUUUCAAUGGCAGUUGGGCAGCUCACGAAGCCGGUGACUUCUGUGAUUUUGUAUGGGAAAGAGUUUGAUUUCAAGGCGGUCGUUCAGGCUGGGGGAUUCCCUUCCUCCCAUUCCUCUGCAAUGGUGGCUACUGCUACAACCCUUGGCCUUGAAAAGGGCCUUUCGGAUUCAAUAUUUGGCCUUACCGUUGUUUAUGCAGGCAUUGUGAUGUAUGAUGCUCAGGGGGUGAGAAGAGAAGUUGGCAAUCAUGCAAAGGUACUGAACAAAACGCUGCCCCUGAACACAAUGGUGAACUCAGUCCCCACCCAGGACGGAGGUAGAAUUAACUCUCAACGUAAAAAACCAUUGUUGAAGUCGGAAAGCGUUGAGUCUCUGUUGUCUGAGGAAGCAAACAUUUUCUCACCAAAAGCAACAAAUGGCCCUUUAGCGUCUCAGUCCAAGGAGAUAACAAUGCAAGCUACUCAGACGCAGGUUUCUUCGGGCUUAGGAAGUAAUGCCGAGGAAGGUUUAGAAAGAGCUGCCAAUACUUCAACUCGGCUAAAAGAAUCGAUCGGCCACAGUGAAGUAGAAGUCGCGGCCGGCGCUUUGUUGGGUUUCUUGGUAGGAUUGGCGGUGUAUGAGAUAAUGUGAUGCCUCGGUUUCUCACAUUUUUGUACUGUGUAUUGUUACAUAGAGCAUUGUUUGCUAAAUAAUUUAUAUUUUUUCCUCUUUUGAGAAAAAAAGGAAGUAUUAAUUGA